GCCGAGGUGGACGCCACCCUCAAGGCCCUCAACAACCAGAUCGAGAGCAUCCGCAGCCCCGAGGGCUCCCGCAAGAACCCAGCCAGGACCUGCCGAGACAUCAAACUCUGCCACCCCGACUGGAAGAGCGGUGAUUACUGGAUCGACCCCAACCAGGGCUGCACCCUGGACGCCAUCAAGGUCUUCUGCAACAUGGCCACGGGGGAGACGUGCGUGUACCCCAGCCCCGGCAGCAUCCCCAGGAAGAACUGGUGGAGCAGCAAGGCCAAGGAGAAGAAGCACGUCUGGUUCGGCGAGACCAUCAAUGGCGGCUUCCACUUCAGCUACGGCGCUGAGGAGCUGGCGCCCAACACGGCCAACAUCCAGAUGACCUUCCUGAGGCUGCUGUCCACCGAGGGCUCCCAGAACGUCACCUACCACUGCCGCAACAGCGUGGCCUACCUGGACGAGGAGUCGGGCAGCCUGAGGAAGGCGCUGCUGAUCCAGGGCUCCAACGACGUCGAGAUCCGCGCCGAGGGCAACAGCAGGUUCACCUACAGCGUGCUGGAGGACGGCUGCACGAAACACACGGGGAAGUGGGGCAGGACUGUCAUCGAGUACCGCUCGCAGAAGACCUCGCGCCUGCCCAUCGUGGACAUUGCACCUAUGGACAUUGGGGGACCCGAGCAGGAGUUUGGGGUUGACCUCGGCCCCGUCUGCUUCUUGUAAAAAAAAAAGGAUUUUUUUGGUGUGGUUGUUUGUUUUUGGUUGUUGUGGUUUUUGUUUGUUUGGUUUGGUUUUUGUUUUUUUAAAAAGCCCGGCCCGAUUCCUUAAAAAAAGAAAAAAACCACAAGAAACGGGAUCCACCCCAAAAAGGAGCUGAGAAGUUCUGCACUGAAAGGGCUCACCCCAAAUCAGGGAGCAACCACCUCAUCCCAACACCAGAAUCAAAGGAAAAACCCGUUAAUAUUUAUUUAUUUUCUUCCUGGAAGACCUGUUUUUGAGGUCAGGUGGAGGUGGGAAUGUCAGUGAUCCCUUUUUCCCUGAAAAAAAGAUGGGAUUUCACCAAUCCAGGUAUCAAAAAUCCCCUCCUCACCCCGAAUUUUCCCCUUUCCCCUCAGCAGGAGUGUUCAUGUAUAAUAUGAGUUAAAAAACACACAAAAAAAUCAAAAAAUGGUGCUAUUCUUGUAAAACAAGUCUGUAUUUUUUAACAUCUG
Messenger RNA from Zonotrichia albicollis (white-throated sparrow), 1196 nucleotides. NCBI's taxonomy places the organism in Eukaryota, Metazoa, Chordata, Aves, Passeriformes, Passerellidae. The record is from RefSeq and is a predicted model, not a curated record.